Passer montanus (Eurasian tree sparrow) is the source of this 3295-nucleotide messenger RNA. It is a transcript of the gene CNOT6L, whose product is annotated as CCR4-NOT transcription complex subunit 6 like. Gene Ontology annotation, cellular component: nucleus; cytoplasm; CCR4-NOT complex. Lineage: Eukaryota; Metazoa; Chordata; Aves; Passeriformes; Passeridae. Bases 149 to 1798 code for a protein of 549 amino acids. The record is from RefSeq and is a predicted model, not a curated record. Gene Ontology annotation, molecular function: poly(A)-specific ribonuclease activity; protein binding. Gene Ontology annotation, biological process: nuclear-transcribed mRNA poly(A) tail shortening. The transcript has 12 exons.
CGGAGAGCCGUGCUCGUGGGGCCGGCGCCGGGCGCGGGGGGACGGAUCCCGGCGCGGAGACGGGUACCGGCCGUGGGGUGAGCCGCGGCGCUGGGGCGAGUCCCGCUCGUGGGCCCCGGAGUGAAGCCUGGCCGUGAGACUAACAGGGAUGCCAAAGGAAAAAUAUGAUCCUCCAGAUCCCCGCAGAAUUUACACCAUCAUGUCGGCGGAAGAGGUGGCCAACGGGAAGAAGUCGCACUGGGCUGAAUUAGAGAUCUCGGGGAGAGUGCGGAGCUUAAGCACGUCGCUGUGGUCGCUGACACACCUGACUGCUCUGCACCUCAAUGACAACAACCUUACUCGCAUUCCACCUGAUAUUGCCAAGCUUCACAACCUGGUUUACCUGGAUCUGUCAUCCAACAAACUCAGAAGUUUACCAGCAGAACUAGGAAACAUGGUGUCUCUCAGGGAAUUGCUUUUAAAUAACAAUCUGUUACGGGUUUUGCCUUAUGAACUUGGACGGCUCUUCCAGCUGCAAACCCUGGGUUUGAAAGGCAAUCCUUUAUCCCAAGAUAUUCUCAGCCUCUACCAGGAUCCAGACGGAACCCGAAAGCUACUGAACUACAUGCUUGACAAUCUAGCAGUUCAUCCAGAGCAGCUGCCUCCAAGGCCAUGGAUUACUUUAAAAGAACGAGACCAAAUUCUGCCCUCAGCUUCAUUUACAGUCAUGUGUUACAAUGUGUUGUGUGAUAAAUACGCCACCCGGCAGCUCUAUGGCUACUGCCCCUCCUGGGCACUCAACUGGGAGUACAGGAAAAAGGGAAUCAUGGAAGAAAUAGUCAACUGUGAUGCAGACAUCAUUAGUCUUCAGGAAGUGGAAACGGAGCAAUACUUCACCCUUUUCCUGCCAGCCUUGAAAGAACGGGGAUACGACGGGUUCUUUUCUCCAAAGUCACGUGCCAAAAUCAUGUCGGAGCAGGAGAAAAAGCACGUGGAUGGCUGCGCGAUAUUCUUCAAAACGGAAAAGUUCACUCUGGUGCAGAAGCACACGGUGGAGUUCAACCAGGUGGCCAUGGCCAACUCGGAGGGCUCGGAAGCCAUGUUGAACAGAGUGAUGACCAAGGACAACAUCGGGGUCGCCGUGGUGUUGGAGGUGCACAAGGAAUUAUUUGGAGCAAGUAUGAAAUCGCUUCACGUGGACAAGCAGCUGCUCAUCGUGGCCAAUGCCCACAUGCACUGGGACCCCGAAUACUCAGAUGUGAAACUCAUCCAGACCAUGAUGUUCGUCUCAGAGCUGAAAAACAUCCUGGAGAAAGCCUCGAGCAGGCCCAGUAGCCCGACAGCAGAUCCCAACUCUAUCCCUCUGGUGCUGUGUGCGGACCUCAACUCACUGCCUGAUUCAGGUGUAGUGGAAUACCUGAGCAACGGCAUAGUAGCUGACAACCACAAGGACUUCAAGGAGCUGCGCUACAACGAGUGUCUGAUGAACUUCAGCGGCAACGGCAAGAACGGAGCCUCGGAGGGCAGGAUCACGCACGGCUUCCAGCUCAAGAGCGCCUACGAGAACAACCUGAUGCCUUACACCAAUUACACUUUCGACUUCAAAGGUGUGAUUGACUACAUUUUCUACUCCAACACUCACAUGAACGUGCUGGGCGUGCUGGGCCCUUUGGACCCUCAGUGGCUGGUGGACAACAACAUCACGGGGUGCCCGCACCCGCACAUCCCCUCGGACCACUUCUCGCUGCUGACGCAGCUGGAGCUGCAGCCGCCACUGCUGCCGCUGGUGAACGGCAUGCACCUGCCCUCCUGCAGGUAGUGCAGCCCCACGGGCUGCCCCACGGACCUGUACACUUGUAAAUCCCUCUAGAUAGGAGUGAAGUAUGGCCAACCUUCAGCUGCUUCUUCGAGCUCCUUUCCUUAUGUGUUUGAUAAGAGAUUUUUGCACAUUUUGGUGCAUAUCGGUAUCAUUUGGCACUAGGGCUGGAACCAAAGUAUUAUUCCCCUUUCCAGGUUUUUAAUUUAAUUUUUGUUUGUGUUUUGUUUUGGGUUUUUUUUUUAUUUUACUUUAAACUGGCUUUUUCUUUUCAGUAGGAAGCUGCACUUCUAAAUGGACAAAAAAGAUUUAAAAACUUGCAUUUAACAUAUUUCAAGGUAAUGCUUUUUUCCAGAACGUGGCAAAUUGAGCCAACCUUUUAGAAAAAGAAAAACAAAACUAGGGAUGCUUGUUUUGUAGGAAGAAUGUUAGAAAUACUCUUUGUUUGAAUCCAAAAUGGAGACUCAACUCUGCAUCCGACAUAAAUUUUGCACAUUAGCAAAGCACUUAAUACCUGACUAUAAACGACUGGCAGCAUGGCCCUGCCCCUCAUCUCAGUACUAUCAGAAAACCAAAGACAUCCAAAGUAUCUGUGAUCAAAUUCGAGCUCUAAAUCCUCCUGGUUCCAAUUUGUUUGGGAGCUGUUGUCAGUCAGGGCUGAAGUAAAAAGCUGCUGGUUCCUUCCCAAAUGUUAAUGCUCUUUGGACGUGUUGGAAAUCCUUGUUUUCUCUUUCCUUUUAAUGCUCUGGGUGGCCAGUUCAAAACCUUGUGCCUCAAGAGGCAUUAAACAUGAUGCAAUUUUCUGGAAAAAGAAAAAAAAAAACGAAACAAAAAAACCAAGUUGUUUGGCUGCUUAAUGUUUAAAAAACAUGGCACAGUGAUAGGAAAAGGUCGUGUCUGUGUUUUUAAGUUUUUCUUUAUUCUGCUUUUUUGCUGCUAUAAGAUUUUCUUGAAUUUCUAUUUGAAACUUUUCAUGCACUUUACUGUUUCUAGUCUCCAAAUGUGAUAUUUUUAAUAAAUGAAAAACAUUUUCCAUGAUGUGAAUGAAAUUUUUAAGCAGAUUGAUAAGCCUAUAUUUAUGUCUCAUUCGUAUACUUCAAAAAAAGUCCAAUUUGAAUUGUGAAAUUAGUUUUAAAUACAAAAGAGCCAUCUUCUGUCUUGCAAAACUGCCAAGUCAGGCUGUUCCUCUUUAAUUAAACAUUUCCUUUGUCAUUUUAUACACAGGAAAUUUUCCAUAGGGGGAAAAAAAAAAAUCAAUUGGACUUAGAGGAGAGACUAUUCCCUGACUCUGAUUGGGUGCCACGGGAGGGGGUGGAGUGGGCCAGAAGGCAAAAAUGGGUUCAGCAAAGUGACAACUCCCUUGGAAAAGUGCCUAAAAAAUGGGGGUGUCACCUAUGGUCUGGGAUCAAUUGGAAGCGAUGGGAGCUGGGGGAAAGUCCUGCACAGCACUUGCUUUGUGCAAAACCAAACCAAACCAACCAAAAAAAAAAAAAAAAAAAG